This is a messenger RNA of Manduca sexta (tobacco hornworm), 448 nucleotides long. Its product is annotated as methenyltetrahydrofolate synthase domain-containing protein-like. The transcript is spliced from 2 exons. Gene Ontology annotation, cellular component: cytoplasm. The record is from RefSeq and is a predicted model, not a curated record. The coding region runs from base 153 to 425 and encodes 90 amino acids. NCBI's taxonomy places the organism in Eukaryota, Metazoa, Arthropoda, Insecta, Lepidoptera, Sphingidae.
UGUUGGUGGCAUUUGUUUUUUAUUCGCGUUCUAUUUUUGUGUGUGACGGUUCCGUCCAGCGAAAGAAUCUAUUUUCCAAGUAAUUUUGAUGAUUUUCGUGUAGAUCAUCGAAAUACGUUGAAGAAAUCUCCUGAUUGCGGUAAAUAAUCACAAUGCAGAACGGAGACGGUACGCCGACGGCCGCGGAUACCACCAAAAAGACACUGCCCGAGGAGGUGACGAAACAGUCGUACCGGCUGCAAGUAUGGCGCCACUUGGAGACGAGCGGGCUGGCUAUGUUCCCGCGCCCCGUCUACAACCGCAUCCCGAACUUCAAGGGCGCGGCGGAGGCGGCGGCGAAGUUGGCCGAACUGGACGUGUUCAAGAACGCCACCACGGUUAAAGUGAAUCCGGACAAACCGCAGGAGCCUGUGCGGUCAGUAUGACUUACUAAAUCGUUUAUUGUAGG